Molecule: messenger RNA, 1617 nt
Organism: Penicillium subrubescens
Lineage: Eukaryota; Fungi; Ascomycota; Eurotiomycetes; Eurotiales; Aspergillaceae
Product: GNAT family N-acetyltransferase
Exons: 2
Coding region: 1-1617 (538 amino acids)
Biological process (GO): siderophore biosynthetic process
Source: RefSeq, a predicted model, not a curated record
AUGCGAAACACUAUCUGCCACCUGCCCAAUGGCCUCUCGUUCACUGUGACGCCCGUCUUUGGCGGGGUCACCUUCAAAUCGAACGACUCGCUCUCGCACAGCUCCAACUCGACCUUCCCACCAGGCUGGACAAUCAUCAUCCAUAGUGAAAAGUCCCCUGGGAAGCAGCCUCCUGCCGAAGAACGAGGACGGACUGGCUCUGAAAAUGGACGUCCUACCCCCAGUAGCAGCGAUAGCGACAAUUUCACCCGCUUUACGACCCCCACCUUGAACCGCGACUGCCUCUAUAUCUCCUAUAUUGUCAAUCCCCCGUCCAGCGAUUACAAGCCGGUGAUGUCGCCGACGCGUCAGAUUGCGAUGAUGCUUUGGGCGACUCUGUGGUGGUACUUUCACGAGCCCCAGCCCGACUUGCAUGUGGAAACUGCUGCCUCGAGCUCGACGCCACAUGAUGGACGACCGCAGGGCGAGUGGCGUGUGAACAUCAGACGGGAAGGGAUUUUCAAGGGUCGGAACCUGCUGCAGAAGCUUGAGCGUAUGGGUCUGAUUGCGAGUGAGGACUCUUCCGUCGGGCUUCAGCCUAUGGAGACGAGAGACUCUGGCAGUUGGUCCAAUAUAUUCGUUAGUCGACGGAGUUUCUGGCAAAUCGACCCGCGCCUGUUCCUUUUCACGCUCACUCCCCGAGGGACUCCGCCUUCGCCCUCGCUGACCCCAUUCCAAUCUCGUCAUGCAUCCCCGGUGCGAGAUGGUCUGUCGAGUCCGAGCGUGUUGACACCAUCAGAGGUUUUGUUCCAUACAAGUAACAUCGGCACGUAUAAUUCGACCGGGCCUUUCACGUCGGCGAGUCAUCUUCCGACAUACUAUCCGCCGGCCCCUACACAAUAUACCUUCACUAAUGGCGUACGCCAUCCCGUCCGCUCUAAACCCCCGCAUCAAGGCGAGGUCUUCUACGUGCGCCAUAUCCCAAGUUUGGCGCAGUUCCUUUCGUUCCGAGUACCCUUCUUGCCGAUGACCAAGCCUGGGGCUCCAAAGGGACCCAACACGAGCAGUCGGCCAUCCACCCCGACCACAACUGUGAGCUCCUCGGUCACCAGCGUCGAACAACAUCUCUGCACGAGCGCACCAUCCGACCUGGAGAUGUUGCAUCGAUGGAUGAAUGAUCCUCGCGUUGAAGCUAUGUGGAAAGAAGGUGGCGAACGAGAAGUUCAGGAGAAAUUUUUGAUGAAGAACCUCGCCAGCCGACACAGUUUCCCCGUCAUCGGCUGCUGGGAUGGAAAGCCAUUCGGGUACUUUGAGAUCUACUGGGUGAAGGAAGACCCGCUGGGCCGAUUGGUGAAUCGAGUUGAGAACUAUGACCGGGGUAUCCAUGUUCUUGUUGGGGAGCAGGAGUUCCGAGGACCUCAUCGGGUGGCUGUUUGGUUGAGUGCAUUGGUGCACCACUGCUUCUUGUCUGAUAUGCGGACUGAGGCUGUCUAUUUGGAGCCCCGGGUGGAUAAUAUCAAAUUUAUUCAAUAUCUUCAGGACGCUGGCUUCUAUAAAGAGGGUGAGGUGAACUUUCCGCAUAAGCGGUCCGCUGUGAUGAAGAUUAAGAGGGAGUUUUGGGAGGCUCCAGCUCUGUGA